AUGGCUCAUCUUCUUGGAAGUAAAGUUUGUAUUGAUAGUUUACGUGUUGAUAUUAAUGAUUUACAAAAUGUUAUUUAUGAUAUUAUUGGAAAAACGGGUUCACUUAAAUGUCAUUCAUGGAAAUAUCCCGAUAAACUUGCAACAGAUGUUGAUAUGAAUGAAUUACUCGAACGUUAUCAAUAUGGAAAAAAUGAUCUUGAUAAUCAAGUUUCUCAUGUUAUUUUAUUUGAAAUUAUUAUUGAUAGGCUAUUACUCGUUGUACAUGGUUCAUGGCAUUUUUUACAUGAAAUUCAAACUAAAUUGUUAUCAAGCACGAUCGAUUCAUCAUCGACUAUUAAUCAACAAACAAGUCUUAGUGUUGGUUUAGUAGUUAAAAAAUAUUGGAAUAAAUUAUUACACUUAUUUACUAUACUUCAACAACAUGAGACUAAUCAUAAACGAUCACAUCAUACAACAUCAUCAAUACGAUCAAAAUCAAAUCUAAAUAUUGAAAAAUAUUGUCAAACAAUUGAAUCAUCAUUAGGUCCAUGUUCAUCAUGUAUUCAAUUUCAACAAUAUCUUCACAAUUAUAGUGAAAGUAUUAUAAGUUUAUGUCAUUUAUAUAAUUUACCAUCAUCUCUUGCACAUUAUCGAUGUUCAACAUCAACAAUAGCUGAAUCAUUAUAUGAUAUUAAUCAAUGGUUUGAUUGUCAAACAAAAGAUUUUGAUCGUUUAUCAAAACAUGUUGAAUAUUUACAUAAUACAUUAAAUAAAACAAAAAAUGAUUUAGAUUUAAGUGAAAAUUCUUGUAAACAAUUAAAUGAAACAAAUCAUAAUUUAGAACAAAUAAUAUGUAAUGAAAAAGAAUCAAAGAAAAAAUUAGAAGAAUUCCAUAGAAAUAAAUUAAUUGAAAUAAAAAAAUAUAAUGAUCAAUAUCAAUUAAGUUUAAAUGAACAAAUUAAAUUAUUAACUACAGAAAAAAUUAAUAUUAAACAACAAUUAAAAGAAAUUACUGAAGAAUAUACAUUAAGAGGAGAACAAAUUAAACAAUUAGAAUCAUCAAAAAAUGAAUUAAAAAUUCUAAUGGAAGAUCGUAUCAAAUCAGAUGAUUUAAUAAAAACAUUAGAACAAGAUCGUAUUCGUUUACAAACUGAACUUGAUGUUGUAAAACGUGACGUUGAAGAACGUAAUCGUGAUUUACAAAAAGAACGAAUACGUAUUGAAAAUAUGAUUCGACAUGAUGAAAAUUAUCAAUCAAAACAAAAAACACUUACUAAAUCACAUGAACAAUUAUCAAAAGAAUGUGAAUUAUUAAAAAAAAAAAUAAUAGAAUUAGAAAUUGAACGAGAUGAAUUACAAAAAUCAUUUCAAAUAAUUCAACAACAAAAUCAAACAUCUUCUGAUAAUAUUCAAGUUCAAUCAUUUAUUGAAACACAUAAUCAUGUUUUACAAGAAGUUACAUCUCUUAAAUCAAAUAUUGAACAACUUCAACAACAAAUUCAACAAAUGACUGAACGUGAAAAAAGUUUAUUACAACAUUCAAAUUCAAAUGGAUCUAUUCAAAAUACAUCAACAACAAAUAAUUUUGUUCAUGAUAUGCAAAAUGAAAUGCGAACAAAUGAACUUCGUAUUGAUUUAUUACAAAAACAAAAUGAUUCAUUAAAAUUUUCAUUAGGAAAACUUCAACAUACAAAUAAUCAUACUAAUUCAUCAUUAGUAAUAGACGAACAAUUAAAAAAUCAAUUAAGACAACAACAACAACAUACAAAUGAAACAUUACCAACAAAACCAAAACAAACACCAUUAUGGUUAUUAAAUAAUGAAAUACUCGAACAGCAACAACAACAACAAGCUUUUACAGAAACAAAGUAAAAUUAAUUCAAUUCGAAAUAAUUUUUCUUUUUUUUUUCUAUUUCUUAAUUAUAGAUCAACAACGAAAAAUUACAU
Rotaria sordida is the source of this 1926-nucleotide messenger RNA. The record is from the annotation of a GenBank genome assembly. Lineage: Eukaryota; Metazoa; Rotifera; Eurotatoria; Philodinida; Philodinidae.